AUGGCUCCUCGUCAGUCAUUGCUUCGACCUCUGGCCCGUGCAGUCCGCACGAUUGGGCAGCGUCAGCUACACGUGAGCCGCUUGGCGAUGGACCAGGCGAAGGUCCGCCAGGUCAUCGCUGAUGCCUUGAGCGUGAGUGCGAGCAUGCAGCCGAUCCCUGCUGUGCCUGCAGAUUACCAUGCGCACGCAGAUGCAGACCUCAAAAUGCUAGAGGGCCUGGGGAUCCACACGAAAGUGGUGCAGCACAACGCCAGGCCAGGAACCCUCUAUGACGAGGCCCUUCGCUAUGAGAAGGGCUCUGCGAUUCUCUCGACGGGGGCCUUGGCAGCUUUCAGCGGUGCGAAGACGGGGAGAUCGCCGCUGGACAAGCGUGUGGUAGAAGAGCCGAGCACCAAGGAUGAUGUUUGGUGGGGGGCCGUCAACAUCCCAGUGUCGGAGUCCACCUUCAAGAUCAACCGUGAGCGUGCCAUCGAUUACCUGAACACCCGGGAGAGGCUUUACGUCAUGGACGGCUUCGCUGGCUGGGACCCGAAGUACCGGUACAAGGUUCGAGUGAUUACCAGCCGUGCCUACCAUGCGCUGUUCAUGCACAACAUGCUCAUCCGGCCGACAGCCGAAGAGCUUGCGAACUUCGGAGAGCCGGACUACACAAUUUACAAUGCCGGGGCGUUCCCGUGCAACCGAGCGACGGAGGGCAUGACCUCGGGAACCUCCGUCUCGCUCAACUUCGCGAGCAGGGAGGUGGUGAUCCUCGGCACGCAGUAUGCCGGCGAGAUGAAGAAGGGCGUCUUCACCAUCAUGAACUACCUCUUGCCAAAGCAGGGUAUCCUCAGCAUGCAUGCCAGCGCCAAUGCCGGCAAGGACAAGGGCGACGUGACGGUCUUCUUCGGCCUCAGUGGCACUGGAAAGACCACGCUUUCCGCUGACGAGCACCGGCUGCUUAUUGGCGACGAUGAACAUGCGUGGACGGAUCAAGGCAUCUUCAACAUCGAGGGAGGCUGCUAUGCAAAGGCCAUUGGCUUGACCCGGGAGAAGGAGCCGGAGAUUUGGGAUGCCAUUCGUUUCGGGGCUUUGCUUGAAAAUGUCGUCUUCGACCAGCGCACCGGCCGUGUAGACUACGACGAUGUCAGCAUCACCGAGAAUACCAGGGUGUCCUAUCCGCUUGAAUACAUCCCGAAUGUGAAGAUCCCGGCCGUCGCGGGGCACCCGAAGAACAUCAUCAUGUUGACCUGCGAUGCUUUCGGGGUGCUGCCUCCGGUGUCAAAGCUGACGCCAGCCCAGGCGAUGUACCAUUUCAUUUCGGGGUACACUGCCAAAGUGGCCGGCACAGAGAUGGGUGUCACUGAGCCUACCGCCACCUUCUCCGCCUGUUUCGGGGCUCCAUUCAUGGUGUGGCAUCCCGCCAAGUAUGCCGAGCUCCUUGCCGAGAAGAUGGCUCAGCACAACGUGAACGCCUGGCUCAUCAACACCGGCUGGACCGGCGGAUCUUAUGGAGUGGGCCACCGCAUGAGUUUGAAGGACACCCGUGCCAUCAUCGAUGCCAUCCACGAUGGCAACCUCGCAGGGGGCGAGUUCGAGACUUUCGCGCGGUUCAACCUCCAAGUGCCGAAGUCCUGUGCCGGCGUGGACAGCAACAUCCUUAUGCCCAACAAGACUUGGUCGAACCAGGAGGAGUUCCAGAAGGCAUCAGUCAAGCUUGCCACGCUCUUCAAGGACAACUUCAAGAAGUUCUCUGCAGGAUGCUCAGAGGGUGUGGAGCAUCCCGACAGAGCUGCCCACCUGAUUCCCCGGAAGGCUUCCAGGAUUUCAGAGUUCAUGAAGAACUGCCUCAAGGAGUCACGGGCGAAGAUGCAGCAGUCGCCAAGCAACCACUCCAUGAGUGGGCAGCUUCGCCGAGAUCGGGAGCGGCAGCGAGACAAGUCACCACCAAGGCAGAAGUCGCCUCCGCGCCCUGCGCGCAGCGGAGGGCUCCAUGCUUCAGUCGGGGGCAGCACAACGCCGACUGCGCACCAGAGUGCCCCAGAGGAGCACUGUGUGCACAUCCUCGCCGGACACACUGGGUCGGUGCUAUGUCUGUGCGGCGUCGGGGACAUCCUUUUCACUGGCUCCCAGGAUGGUGACAUCAUGAUUUGGGACCUCAACAACCUGCAGUACAUAGGCACCCUGCCUGGGCACAAGGGCUUCGUCAAGUGCCUCUACGCUAGCUAUGCGAAGAAGGUGCUUUGCUCGGGGUCCCAGGAUCGCACCAUCCGCGUUUGGAGCCUCGAGACAUUUUCAACAGUGAAGACACUGCUGGGCCACACUGGCGGUGUGAAUGCGAUCCUGAUUCUGGAGGGGGCAGACGUUCUUGUUUCUGGGUCGGAAGAUCGAUCUAUCCGCGUGUGGGACCUGGCGACCUUUGAGGCCGUGGCCUGCCUAGAGGCUGCGCAUCUUGGAGGGGUGUUCGCCUUGGACCGCUUCGGAUCGCCGUUGCAGGUCGUGUCGGGUGCACGUGACCGGUCGCUUAAAGUCUGGAAUGCCUCCACCUGGGCGGUGAGCAAGACCCUUCACCCUCCCCACUACGAUGGCGUUACCAGCAUUGCCGUGGCAGGGAAGCAUGGCAAGUUCUAUUCCGGCUCCCGAGACAGAUCCAUCAAGGAGUGGGACGUGCAAUCACUGACCAACACCAUGCACACGUUGCACGUGCACGGUGACUGGAUCCAGGCGCUUUGCAUGUCUCCGAGCGAUGAUGUGCUCUUCUCCGGCUCCAAGGACGGCGUUGUGAAGGUCUGGGAUGGCGAGCUCCAAUGUCAAGACGUGUUGCAGGGCCACCGUGGUCCGGUCUCCGCGCUGACAGCUGUAGGCAACCGACUCUUCUCCGCGUCACACGACCGUGCUGUGCGGGUAUGGCGGAUCGAGCAGUACGGGUGA
Molecule: messenger RNA, 2910 nt
Organism: Symbiodinium sp. CCMP2592
Lineage: Eukaryota; Dinophyceae; Suessiales; Symbiodiniaceae
Source: the annotation of a GenBank genome assembly